Molecule: messenger RNA, 1103 nt
Organism: Oryza brachyantha (malo sina)
Lineage: Eukaryota; Viridiplantae; Streptophyta; Magnoliopsida; Poales; Poaceae
Product: photosynthetic NDH subunit of lumenal location 5, chloroplastic-like
Exons: 7
Coding region: 75-815 (246 amino acids)
Biological process (GO): protein folding; protein peptidyl-prolyl isomerization
Molecular function (GO): peptidyl-prolyl cis-trans isomerase activity
Source: RefSeq, a predicted model, not a curated record
UUGUUGAGAUUGUGAAUUCUGUUCCCAAAAAACCAAACCUUUCGUCUCCUCUCCUCCGACUCCGAGUGCCAUCCAUGGCGGCGGCGGCCGCAACCUCCUUUGCCACCCUCGCCAUCGCGGCGGCGUCCUCCGGCCAGCGGGCCAUCCUCGCCUACAAAUCGCCCUCGCCGCUCCUCUCCCUCCGCGCCGGACGCCUCUCCUCUCCGGCCUUAUUCGCGCCUUCUCCCUCCGCUGCUCAGAGCCGUCCACGAUUCGUCACCUCAGCCAGCGCUGACCCCAAGGAAGCAGACCUUCAAUCUAAAAUAACAAACAAGGUGUACUUUGACAUAAGCAUCGGAAACCCUGUUGGGAGGAACGUUGGGAGGGUAGUUAUUGGGCUAUAUGGGGAUGAUGUUCCACAGACCGCAGAGAACUUCCGUGCUCUUUGCACUGGAGAAAAAGGGUUUGGCUACAAGGGGUCCAGUUUCCACCGUGUCAUCAAGGACUUCAUGAUUCAGGGUGGAGACUUUGACAAGGGCAACGGUACCGGAGGGAAAAGCAUAUAUGGCCGCACUUUUAAAGACGAGAACUUCAAAUUGGUUCAUACUGGACCUGGAGUGGUCAGCAUGGCCAAUGCUGGACCAAACACCAACGGCAGUCAGUUUUUCAUCUGCACUGUCAAGACACCUUGGUUGGAUGGGAGGCACGUCGUGUUUGGGCAGGUUGUUGAAGGCAUGGACAUCGUUAGGAUUAUCGAAUCGCAGGAGACUGACAGAGGGGACCGCCCGAAGAAGAAGGUGGUCAUCAGUGAGUGUGGUGAGCUUCCAGUGGUCUAAUAAGGUGUAACCGUCUUUUUUCCCUCAGAUGGACUCGCUUCCUUCCGUUUCACAGUAAGCUGUGAACUUUGUCGCCUGUUCUCAGUGUAGUCAGAGAUCAUGCUGAGUUGAGGCCAAGAUAAGAUUUCUAACCUGAGGUGAAUCCUCUGUUGUUCGGCUGAAAUAAAACGUGGCUGUUUUUUACCUUACUCUCCCGAGGUUCAGGGAAUGACUUUGUGGCUCAUGAAAGAUGAAGUACCUUAUGUGUUUCGCCUCCUGAAAAUGUCUUGUCUUUUCAUUGUUACUCAA